AUGAUGGCCAGAACACCUGUUAUCAAUCCAGAUGAUUUUCAACCCGCAAAGCAUUAUGACCUGAGAGCAGUAGAGAAUAUUGCUGGGGCCCGGAUUGAUAUGAUGUGCUCUCCACUGAAUACUAUUGUCACUGAACGUAAUGAGCGAACAAGUGCUAUAGAUGGUGUUAUUUUGGUCAUCAAUAACCUAUUGAGACCAUAUAAUGGUUAUUGUCCAUACAAGAUGACACAAAUGGAUGGUGUUGUAAGGAUUUUAGAUGAUGAAGCAGCAGUAAUGCUGAUCGAAUUUGAAGGAGGGUUUGUCGAUGAUGACCAACACAAACUGGAGAACGAUACUACCAAAAUAUAUCGCAAUGCCUCAAGAUUCAUCAAUAGCAGUAAUAGUAGCUCCGAAAACCCACCAAGUAUUUUUGUUGUGAUCAACUAUCAUUCAAUUGGUUGAUAGGGAUCGACAAAACCUUUGAAACCCUUUAAAAACCUUUCGAAAUUCUCACUCUUGUCACUGACCGUGCAUAUGUAAGAGCCCGCACAGCAACGUUGGAUGUCCCCUGUUCCCCGAAUGGCCUCAGAACUGCUAUGAAAAGGCUUCCGACUGUUUUUGCUUGGUGAAAUAUGGUCAUUGCAUCAGUCAAAACACGGUCCUCUUUGAUAAUUCUAAUCUCGAAACCAUGCCUGUCCUCUUACCACCCUAAGCAAAUAUUUGCUUUCAUACAUCAUCGUCUACCUAUUUCACCAUCAUCCACCCAUCUCAUUAUUGUCUGCC
This is a messenger RNA of Mucor mucedo, 762 nucleotides long. RefSeq lists its product as uncharacterized. The record is from RefSeq and is a predicted model, not a curated record. The coding region runs from base 1 to 441 and encodes 146 amino acids. The transcript has 4 exons. Lineage: Eukaryota; Fungi; Mucoromycota; Mucoromycetes; Mucorales; Mucoraceae.